Messenger RNA from Linum trigynum, 291 nucleotides. The record is from the annotation of a GenBank genome assembly. Lineage: Eukaryota; Viridiplantae; Streptophyta; Magnoliopsida; Malpighiales; Linaceae.
AUGGAUUUCGUCGGAGAAUCGAACGAAUCGAUCAAGAAUGUAACGAAAUUGAAUGGCGGCAGAAACGAAACUGGAAGAGGAAGGAUUGAGAAGUCUACUCUCCUGAAACUCGACCAGCAAAAUCUGGAGUCCGAUCCAUGCCUAGUAAUAUCCCCUGCCUCUAGCAAAACAGGGCAUAGGAAAUCGGCCAAGCGGAAUCGGACGCAGUGUUGUCUGUCCCAGUCCGGCGGUGGAAAAUCUUGCCGGAAUCGCUCCGUUAACCAUGUCGCCAUCCACUGCUCUUUCUCUUAG